This is a messenger RNA of Dreissena polymorpha, 1019 nucleotides long. RefSeq lists its product as uncharacterized. The record is from RefSeq and is a predicted model, not a curated record. NCBI's taxonomy places the organism in Eukaryota, Metazoa, Mollusca, Bivalvia, Myida, Dreissenidae. The transcript is spliced from 5 exons. The coding region runs from base 130 to 792 and encodes 220 amino acids.
UGAUAGAGACAUGACUACUUAAACCCAGUUUGACUUGUUAGCACAUAUACAAUUCCUUACUACAUAAACUGUGCUCUAUUUAAGUGUUGUCGUAGUGAAACACAUUUUCAAUUAUUUUGAUUUAUUAAAAUGAGUUUGUGCGCAUUUGAUAUGGAUUAUCGCGUGAAAGCUUCGUUGCUGAUUGUACUUAUGCAUUGUACUUUGUUAACAUUGGCGGACACAGAUCUGGUUGGAUUUCAAAAGGUCCGGCAACAGCUAGACUCUCUAGGGCGGAUACAAAAUGUUGUUAUAUCCGACAAGGGUGUAUUUAUUUGUCGAUUCGGAAUAUGCUAUUAUAGCAGUUUUGAGGCCCUCAAUCGAAGGUUUCCCGGCCUUUUCCCAACUGUGGAGGAUUACCAAAUACAGACGGGCCUACCAUCGCUGUUGUCCAAUACAUGUUCGUACCUCAAAGCACAGAAUACUACGUCGCUCGGGCCCACCAUCGAGACAGAAUGCUCUAAGUUAGCUAUACCAGGGGAUGGGGAUGAUUGUUGUCAGACGUUCAAGUCCAUCGUUCCAUACACAAAUUACAGCAGUUACCGCAUUUUAUAUAAUUUGCAAGGACAGCAGUGUUAUACGCUACAGCUUUUCACGAUUGGUACAUGCGGGGAUUAUCCAGCAUCCAAUGAGUGCGCGAACUGUUUGCAGGACACCCACCUAAUGGCGUUGUAUGCCUACAACUACGUGACAAUGAGCGUGGGCUUUAACAAUUUUCAAAUACAAUCUUAUUGUUCUUGCAAGGCAUUGAGUUAAAAACAGAAGCAGCGGUUUGUGUCUCCCGGCUUUAUGUUAGAUUUCCAGUUCUGACUUGCCAUCUAAUUUAGUUGCUAAAUACAUUUAGUAUGUUUAUGUAAAUGUAUUUGUACAAAGAGUAUGUUAAAAACAAAGACAUCUAUGAAGUAGUCUGGUUGAAGUCCAAUUAAAGUUUAACAUUAUAAGAUUUAGAAUACAGAUUUGAAUUAAAUUUUAAGUACUUUUUA